AUGAGCAAGUGGUGGCCAGCAGGCAAGACAACAGAUGAAGAACAAGUCGAUUUGCACAGCAAGAAUGGACAAGAGUUGCUUGACCCAGUCUGCUCAGAAGAAUCUGAUCAAGCAAAGGAAGAAUUUCAAGAUAAAAAAGAUGAAGUAAAUGACGCUAGCUUCUCCGGUUGGUCUAAGGUAGAGGACUUGCUGCAGAAAAACUUCUGGAAGGCUCAAUCGCCACAUCCUGCCGAGUGCUCGAAGGCGCUCGACGAGUUUCUUGACUCGGUCUUCGGGUCAAGCCUGGAUGAAGCGACUCUGCAGGCAAAGGACGCGAUUCGAGCUGAAAACAAGUCGAUCGACGAGCUGAUAGAGCAUGGCGCUACCGUUGCCGAUCUGGUUAACAUGGGGGUUCCCUUCCCUCAGGCAAGGAAGUUCCACACAGCUCUGUGUGCGAGAAAGAGUCAAGCAGCGCGGCUCUUGGUGGUUGAAGAAGCGCCAGCCAGCGGUCAGAUCGAUGAGCUUGUCGAGGAAAGAAUUGAGUCCAGGACGAUCGGCUUGGAGAAAAAUCAGACAUGGCGAGGAGAGAGUCCAGUAGCCAAGGGUCAAGUCAAGCCACAUGAGCCGAGUGGUGAGCAGGAGGACAGCCUCCGAGCGCCACUGCAAGAAGAACUUCUGCUGUGGAUCCAACAACGAGGCCUGACCUGCGAAGCUAGCUUUUCUCAUCAAGGAUACAUCGACUUUGCAUGCAUGGAAGAGCUGAAGGCUCAAGAUAUUGAAAAACUGGGAGUAGCAGAGCCGCAGGCGUCUGAGUUGCACGAUGAGAUCCGAAGGAGGAGGCUGGAGGAUCAAAAGUUGGUCGAAGAAGCUUCGAAAGCUAGAGGUUCUCGCAACGUACAGCGCGCAGUGAGCAUCGCCUCUGAAGCCUGGAGGAAGAGUCUGGAGUCUUGGAGGGAUCAAGGACAGCAUCCAGGAGAAAAUGGUAGGCCACGAGACCUCUGGAGGAGGACGAUGGACUUCGCUAGCUUGGCGGGAAACGGAGCAGUAGAAUCAGCUCAGAUGUUCAUGAAGCACAUCUCCAACCAAGCUGAGGAUUUUGUGUCCGCACGAACCUUCGGGUUGUCGUUUGACGAUGCUCUGGUCUCCUCAGCCUUUCGUAUCGAGGGGGUUGAUGGCAGCUCCUACAUCGACUGCGCUGUUGCGAAGUUUUCCUACACACUCAGUCCGUCCAUCGCCAUCGGCUAUGCUCUAAGAUCAGGCUGUCACCUCCAUUCCUUCGACUUCCUCAUCAAGGCCUUCAGCGAGUCUGGCUACCUGCGGCUCGGGGUCAUGCAGGUGGACCAGAGCGAGGCGGGAGCUCCGGGGCUGAAGGGCGAGCAGGAGACAGGCUGCAUCGACUUGGACUUGGACGGCGCGUUCAAGGUCGGCGACGACGAGCGGAGCUGGGCGAUCUCGUCGGGUGGAAACCUGAUUCAUUCCAACAGCAGCUGGGGGCCGCGGCUGAAGGCGCCUCUCAAGUCGGGGGACCGAGUGAGGGUCAUCUACUACGAGCACACUGGAGGCAAGUCACGCGCUGCUUCCUCCUCCUGCCCCGUGACUUUCAACAAGGUCGCUGGGCCGCUCGUCCCGUGCGUGUCGGCGAGCGGGCAGACCAAGUGCGUGGUGCAGCUUGACAACUACUGGAACUAUUAG
Molecule: messenger RNA, 1671 nt
Organism: Guillardia theta CCMP2712
Lineage: Eukaryota; Cryptophyceae; Pyrenomonadales; Geminigeraceae
Exons: 15
Coding region: 1-1671 (556 amino acids)
Source: RefSeq, a predicted model, not a curated record